UAGAGACGGGGACCUUCCGAAUGGGGAGACGUGUUUGUGUUUGGCAUGAAUAUGCGACUGUAGCUCUUAUAUCUUAUAAAGGGGAAAUUGCACUUUCUUAACCUGCGAGGUUGCAUCUCUAGUAACUACCACGACUGCCUACUUUGACCCAAGGAGCACAAAACAUCUUAACAACGGGUUUUUUUGGUUGCAGUUUGGUAACGUCACGUUGGUAACGUGUUGGUAUUACGUUUAAAAAAAUACUAAAAUACAACCAGGCCACAUUACAAAGCUUGUGGAAUGUUAUUUGUCUACUUUUUUAACUUAAAAAAUGGCACAAAGGGCACAGCUAUAGUAAAUUAUUAAAAUUAUGAUUGAUAUCACUUCAACUUUGUGAAUGAAAGCGACUUUUUUGAAUGACAAAUUUCUCUCUCGCGCAAAAACCGUUAACUGACUAAAGCGGCGCGCGCAGGAUUCAGCCAGACAGGAUGCAAGGUUUUAUGAGGCAAUCAAGUGGAACCGUCAUAAAGAACAGCCUUGGUGAGGAGUUUUACCGCGAGGCCAUUGAGCACUGCCGCAGUUAUAAUGCUCGACUUUGUGCAGAGCGCUCCAUGCGCCUGCCCUUUCUCGACUCCCAAACAGGCGUAGCACAGAGUAACUGCUACAUAUGGAUGGAGAAGACCCACCGUGGGCCAGGUGUGGCUCCAGGGCAGCUCUAUACCUAUCCAGCACGUUGCUGGAGAAAGAAGAGACGGUUAAACAUCUUAGAGGAUCCACGUCUUGGACCCAUCGAGUUUAAAAUCGACUAUGAAGCAGCAUUAAAGAAGGAAGGGGGUGUUCCUGAGGGUCCUGUGCUGGAAUCACUCCUCAGUGGAGAACUGCUGGAUAAAAAAGUUGAAACAAAGGAGGAGGAACCCAUGAGUGAAUGCCAGAAGCUGCUGGUGGGAGAUUUUCCUCAUGAGCUGGACAUGGAAGAGAUGGAGGAGGACGUUCCCAAACGCAAGAAUCGCACCAAAGGACGGGCAUGUGGUGUUGGGGGGAUGAGAAAGAGACAGGAACCAGCAUCCCUAGAGGAUCGAGACAAGCCAUAUGUGUGUGACAUUUGUGGGAAGCGCUACAAGAAUCGUCCAGGUUUGAGUUACCAUUACACUCACACACACCUGGCAGAUGAGGAGGGUGAGGAAGACUCCGAGCGGCACACACUUCCCUUCCAGCGCAAGAACAACCACAAACCCAAAAAAGCAGCUGAUGGUUCUGUCAUCCCGAACGGCUACUGUGACUUCUGUCUAGGGGGCUCUAAGAAAACAGGCUGUCCUGAAGAUCUAAUUUCCUGUGCGGACUGCGGCCGAUCAGGUCAUCCGUCGUGCCUGCAGUUCACCGUCAACAUGACGGCGGCGGUGAGGACCUACCGCUGGCAGUGCAUCGAGUGCAAAUCGUGCAGCCUGUGUGGUACAUCAGAGAACGAUGAUCAGCUUUUAUUCUGUGAUGAUUGUGACAGAGGGUAUCAUAUGUAUUGUCUAAGCCCCCCUAUGUCGGAGCCUCCGGAGGGGAGCUGGAGUUGCCAUCUGUGUCUGCGCCAGCUAAAGGAAAAAGCGUCCGCCUACAUCACACUAACCUAAUCUCCGUGCCCUACUUCACCCUAGCAGUCUCAUCCUACUCUAUCCCAUCAUCACAGAUCCAAAGAGACUCCCCCAACAUCCACCAGAAGAGAACAUAUUUCAUCUGCCCAUUGCCUGUGUGGUGACUGCAAGGAAAACGUAGGGUGCGACUAACAUUUUUGUAUGUCAGUUGGGACUCAAGCAGACCUUUCCUCGUCAGUCCCUCCAAAGAGUUCUUUCCUUCAAUGAUCAGAGAGGUCUUCUUCUUGUCUGACUCCAUCUUAUGGUGGCUAGACAAGCAGUGCCAAACGGUUUGUCGCUGAGGAGACAUUUUGCACGAAUCUGAGGGGGGCGUGCCAGUGGGAGGAGUCUCUGUGACAUCAUUAGAAGACGCACCAACUGCAGAUGAGACGAGUGCCACUUGAUCUCACCGCAGCUUUUGGUUUGUUUAGCUCUGGUGAGAGAUGGUAUCAACGUGCCAUUGAUUUUUUUUGCGGUAUAUUCUUCAGGAGCAGACACCAGCACGUAAUGAGAUCAUGUUUAGUCAUUAAAUUUGGCCUUAUUCUAGCUGUAAUUAGACUUCUGUUGUAGAGAUGAAUGAAUUCUUCAAUAAUUAAUAUCCCUUGAGGAUACAACUUUUGGUUCUUACAACACAUUACACUCGAAAAAAAAAAAAAAAAAGGUGAUAUAUCAUGAACAUAGUCUGUGUUAAAAGGAAUAUUCCAGGUUCAGUACGAGCACUUGUAGAAUAAUGUUGAUAACCACUCUUUUCUUUGAAAAAAAAACAAAACGUCAAAACAUCUGGGUUACAGUGAGGUAGAGGUCAUUUGUUGGAUCCACAGGAAAGAUACUACCGCAAAAUGUAGUAUCUAAAAGUAAUAGUUACUCAAAUUUAUUUUUAUAUUUUUAAGGUACAGAAUGCGUCUGUUGCGCAACAAAAAAUAAACAAUUUACAGAUGCAGAGUUGGAUAUUCUCUUCUUCUUUUUCAAUUCGUAUGCGACAACAUACAGCAAAUUCCUUUUUGCCUGCUGCGACAAAUGCCAACAUAAAACUUACACCUGAGAUCUGAAGCAGAGAACUGGUGGGAAUUGGAAAAAAUUGCCUAUGACACCAGUCUGAGACUGAAAAAUCUGUCUAGACCUCCUCCUGUGGGCUAUUGCGACGGGAGCAGGACAAAACGUGAAAGUUGCUGCCGUGAGAAGGACAAAAUAACUUUUUUUAACUUAACUUUUAAUUUUUUAAUGGAUUGAAAAAUCCAUCCCUCACCAACCACUACAGUGAUGUACAUACAUUGGAAAUGAAUGGGGCCAAUCCGUAAACAAUAAAAUACUCAUUAUUUCAAAAGUAUAGCCAAAAGACGCAAACAAUAUGAGAUUGAAAAAUCCAUCCCUCACCAACCACUACAGUGAUGUACAUACAUUGGAAAUUAAUGGGGCCAAUCUGUAAACAAUAAAAUACUCAUUAUUUCAAAAGUAUAGCCAAAAGACGCAAACAAUAUGAGUGUUAAAGGGAUAGUUCACCCAAAAUUAAAAUUCUUUCAUCACUUUGACACUUAAAAAAGUUCAUAAAGAGAAUCCAUAGGGGCUUUCGCACCGGAGGAACCUUUCUUAGUUCCUAGAACUAUUGGCUGAAGUACCAGGAUUUUGCCGUUUUUGCACCGCAGGAACUAGGAACGAUUUUAGUUCUAGGAACUCCUUUUGGGGGAACUAAAUUAGCUCCUACUUCAGAGUAGGGUCUAAACCAGCACUAUAGGAACUAUCAGUGACGUGAGUGUAUGAUGAUUGGUCAAACGCAUGUCAAACACCGGCACCCGGCAUUUUUAAAAGCUGUGUAAACAUAUUUACUUCACGAACAUGGAAAACACGAUAACGGCAUUUACCUGUUGUCUGCAGAGUUGUGUGCUUUUCUCUGCCUCAAUGAUAUGUAAUACUGAAAGUUGUCAUAGGAUAUUUCGUCUCUUAGCGUCACUUUUUGCUCUUUCAGUCACGUAAAUUCUGUGUUUACAUUCCAUUUCCGUUAUCACGAAACCCACGACACACAACAAAGACAGCUCCGAUCUCGGCAUCCUCCAUCCACCGGUUUCUAGCGUUUGUAAAUGCUGCGCUUAAAGACGCUGCUGUCGGCCGCUUCAGAGUUCCUUUUCCCGGUGCGAAUGCAACCAGGAACAUGGCCUGAGGGAGAAAUUAGUUCUCGGGGAACUAUCCUAGUGGCUAGUUCCUAUAAGGGGGUUCCUAGAACUGUUCAGUGCGAAAGCCCCUCAUAUGAAUUGAGUGGUUUAGUCCAAAUUUUCUAAAGAGACUCGAUCGCUUUUUAUGAUGAACAGAUUGAAUUUAGGCUUUUAUUCACAUAUAAACACUCAUCAACUCACAAAUCAGUUGUGGUAAAUGGAAGCUCAAGCAUGUUCGCUUGAUGUGAGAACCAAUGAGAUUCAUUUUCGUGUGUUUCGCAGCAUGUUUGAGCUUCCGCAUGAGGUUUGUUGUUGCGUGUUCAAGAGGUUUGUUCAAGCAGGUUCAGUUGAGCUUCUGUUUAUGUUCGCUGAUCAGUGUUUACAUGUGAAUAAAAUCCUAAAUUAAAUCUGUUCAUCAUAUAAAGCGAUCAUUUCUCUUCAGAAAAUUUGGACUAAACUACUCAAUUCAUACGGAUUAGAUUUACGAUAUCUUCAUGAACUUUUUGAAGCAUCAAAGCGGUAGUUGUGUGGAUUGUCUAUAGAGGGACAGAAAUCUCUCAGAUUUCUUCGAAAAGAUCUUCAUUUGUGUUCUGAAAUUGAACGAAAGUCUUAUGGGUUUGGAAUGACAUGAGUGUGAGUAAUUAAUGACAGAUUUUUUUUUUUUUUUUUUUUUUUUUGGCGAACUGUCCCUUUAACAUGAUUUUAGAGUAAAAAAAAUCACUUACUGACCUUUCUGUGUAAAGUUGUCCAAUUUAGUAACUUUGUUGCCCUGACAAUGUUAUGCUUAAAACCAUAAAAGUUGUGAGAACAACACAAGCUUUUACAGAAAGUUAAUGUAAGUGCUUUUAUAAAAUUAUAAAAUUCACAUUUUAAAUCCUCCAAAAAUUGGCCCCGUUCACUUCCAUUCUAUGUGCCGCACCAUUACCGCAGUUUUCGUUUUUCAAGUGUCAAAUAGAUUUUUUUUUUUGGUAAUCAACAUUAUACCACAAAUGCUGCUGAUUUAGCUUAACUUGUAUUGAAUCUGGAAAAUUCUGGAAUAUCAAGUCAGUUACUUUUGCCCAAUAGGAAAGUCGUAAUGCUGCAAACAGUUUUCAUGCAUAGAUAGAUCCUUUAUUAAGAAGGUCCGAGGUGCAUGUCUAUCAACCAGAGUCAAACUUGCUCUGUGUGAAAAAAAGAAAAGAAAGAAAAGUAGAUUUCAAAAAUCAGCUGAUUAAUACCGUACUUCCAACACGAUCCCCACCUCCUCUUCCUAUUCUGAACAAGCCAACAUAAAAUUCCCUCUCAGCCAGGGUGCGUUUAUAAGAGUGUAUAUUUAUCAGGCAACGUCUGUCCUUGUUUUAAAAACAGGGCGUUAAACGUUCGAUUGUUCUCUUUUUUUAACGAUGACUUGCUUGCAUGUUGUAAUAGUAUCGUUUUUAAAUAAUUUAAGGACAAAAAACGAAGAAAGCACACUUAUUCUGCAAUAAUGUUUUUGUGUUUGUGACCCUCUCUGGGGAAGUUGCGUCAGUAUGUAUGUGCGCUUUAAAACUCUUGUGGAACUUUUAAAACCGUAAACAACAGAAUACUAGUGGGCGGAGACUAAAGUGGGUGGGGUGUUUUUAAAAAUGGGAGGAGUUUGUGGAAUUCUGACGUUUUCAGGUGCCACCGCAAAUACUCCAUUUUGAUUUCCUGGACAAACUGAAGACCAGCUUUGGAGACUUCUUUCCCCCCCCAGUCUCUUUGGAGGGGCAUUUUUCCUUUUUUGUGACAAGAAAAUUGUGCGCCUCUUUUGUAGAAUGAGCUCUUUACUAUCUGUAAGUCUGCUUUGUGUUCUGAGACUUGCUACUGCAGCCUGCUUAAAAGAAGAAAAAAUGUCAAGCUAAAUCCAGAGGAGUGUUAUGGGGACGGCAGCAUGUGUGCGUGUGUGCGAUUGUGCUGAGGUGACUGUUUUAAACCCAAAGUCCCCUCUUAUCCGUGGCCUAACUGAAAAGACUGCCUGCCAUUUUCUCUACACCGAGUCCUUGAGCUUUAAGUUGCAAGACGUUUGCUGUAAAUAGAUAAGUGCUCUGUCUUUCCAGAAUCGGUCCAUGUUAUAGACUCAAGUGAAAUGUUUUAUGUGCUGUAAUUCAUCAAAAUGUGAAAACAGCCUUUUCUACGCUGUCAGUGAAAUAUUAAUCCAUGUUAUUGGGUUAUUUCUAUUUUUGUAUAAUUUUCCAAUUUAUGGUUUUAAUGAGCACUACACCACUGGUAACUCUGACGCCAUAUAUGUAAAUCUUUUCAAUUCUUUUUAAAAGAGCUGUAGAAAUGUUUAGUCUUAAGUAGAAAUAGUAUUGAUUUCACAUUUUGAUAUAUCAACUUCUCUGUUCAGCCAACCCCCUUGUUGUUCUUUUUUAUGACUAUUUUGCACAGUCUGUGUGAUUUUUUUGGAUGAGGGCACUAUUAGAACGUUUUAAUUGAAGCAAUUACACACCAGAGACUAAAUUAUAGACACAUUUUGCAUGUUCUGAUAUCGAUAAAACACAAUAAUUACACAUAAAAUGUGUUCUUUCCCUCUCAGUUCCUGAAGCCAAAACACUGUGGCUUUGUGGUGUUUUCAAAACAUUGUUUGUUUGAGCGGCCCGGCAUAGCAACACUGGCUCAGCCAAUAGCACGAGUUUGGAGGUGGAGCUAUCUGUUUGUGUGACCAAUGGCAGAUGGAAGGGCUGCUAGGAGUGUUUUGAAAACCUUUUUAUAAUGUUUGCAGACACAAUUCACAUUUUAAACAGUAUUAAGAGGGAAAAAUAUAUUUUGAUUUGUCUGCCUUGGUGAGAUUUUUGGUUAGAAACUAACCUUCAUGUGCUGUAGUGUUUUCUAGAACUACAAACGAUUGUCAAGCUGUUUCUCAUGUCCCCCAAAGUUUAAAAAGAGGGGCUGUGGUUGGUUUGUAUGAAAGUAUUUUGUUAGUUCGCAGGCCUUUAUUGAUGAGGGGCGGAGUCAUAAUGAUGUGAUUGUAUUCUUAGUAAUGUGAGAGUAUGAGUGGCAUUAUGUGGAGGGUUAAUGGGUUCAUAAGGCUUAACCAGAUUGUUAAAAUGGUGAGCAACUACAUUUCAAUGCGGACCACUGUGUCCCCAGUCCUGCUUCGGUUGAGAUCUGUGCUCUAUUUGUCUUUAAUCUGUCUCGCUGAUUUCACAGGGUCUUCUCUACCUGUAUAUUGUCGUGCUGUGAUUUUCGCUUGCAGUUUUUUUUAUUCCCCCACAAACACACAGUUAAAAAAAAUAGUCUUGUGCGAGAGGAUGAUGCGUGAGUGUUUUCCUUUCUUGUAACUGUCCAUAGAAAAAUAAAACAGACGUAUGGAGAAAAGAAGCGUGUUCUGACUCAGGACUGAGUUGUACAUUUGUUUUCAUUGAACUUGAAAUGGGUGCUCCUCAUGGAACUGAGCAUCUCUGAUGACUGCUGCUCAGUGAUCCAUUUUAAAGAAUGUCCUUUCUUUUAUUUCUGUCCAUUUUGACAAGCAGGAAAUAAAAAAAAAAAUGUACCAUUA
This is a messenger RNA of Ctenopharyngodon idella (grass carp), 7244 nucleotides long. RefSeq names its product double PHD fingers 1 (gene dpf1). The transcript is spliced from 12 exons. Gene Ontology annotation, cellular component: nucleus; nBAF complex. The coding region runs from base 468 to 1598 and encodes 376 amino acids. NCBI's taxonomy places the organism in Eukaryota, Metazoa, Chordata, Actinopteri, Cypriniformes, Xenocyprididae. The record is from RefSeq and is a predicted model, not a curated record. Gene Ontology annotation, biological process: nervous system development.